This is a messenger RNA of Sitophilus oryzae (rice weevil), 402 nucleotides long. RefSeq lists its product as uncharacterized. Gene Ontology annotation, molecular function: olfactory receptor activity; odorant binding. Gene Ontology annotation, biological process: sensory perception of smell. The record is from RefSeq and is a predicted model, not a curated record. NCBI's taxonomy places the organism in Eukaryota, Metazoa, Arthropoda, Insecta, Coleoptera, Curculionidae. Bases 3 to 374 code for a protein of 123 amino acids. The transcript is spliced from 4 exons. Gene Ontology annotation, cellular component: membrane.
AUAUGGGAGGCAUCUUUAUAAUAUGCGGAUAUCUUGCUGGUUUUCUUAUUUUAUUUGCAACAAAACAAAUUACGAAGAUUACAGGUUAUCUGACACUGUGCCUUUUAUAUGUCUAUCACUUUCGCACAUUUGAGGUGUACGAUAGUGGGGAUGCUCUGGAGAGUAAGUUCAAUGAAAUAUAUAGGACCAUUUUGUUUAUGCCAUGGUAUACAUGGAACCAAAAGAACAAGAGUACUUACCUCUUGGUCUUGAUGGACGUUCAAGAACCUCAUAAAAUAGCGAUGUCUUUUAGCUAUGCUUUGAAUAGAGAAAAUCUGCUGGAGGUACUCCAAGGGCUGUAUGCUUUUACAAAUUUUUUAUAUCAGACUCAUUAAUUGGUAAUCAUUGUUAUAUUACUGGUAG